Messenger RNA from Monoraphidium neglectum, 1119 nucleotides. Its product is annotated as aminomethyltransferase. Gene Ontology annotation, cellular component: mitochondrion. Gene Ontology annotation, molecular function: protein binding. Bases 1 to 1119 code for a protein of 372 amino acids. NCBI's taxonomy places the organism in Eukaryota, Viridiplantae, Chlorophyta, Chlorophyceae, Sphaeropleales, Selenastraceae. The transcript has 8 exons. The record is from RefSeq and is a predicted model, not a curated record.
AUGGUGCCGUUUGCCGGCUACUCGAUGCCCAUCCAGUACAAGGACUCCAUCAUGGAAUCAACCACCUGGUGCCGCGCCCACGCGUCGGUGUUCGACGUGUCCCACAUGUGCGGCCUCACCCUCAAGGGCAAGGACGCGGUGGCUUUCCUGGAGGGGUUGGUGGUGGGCGACAUCUCGGGGCUGGCAGACGGCACCGGCUCCCUCAGCGUGUUCACCAACGAGAAGGGCGGCAUCAUCGACGACACCGUCAUCACCAAGGUGACGCCCACCGAGAUAUAUCUGGUCGUCAACGCCGGCUGCCGCGACAAGGACCUCGCCCACAUUGGCGCACACCUCAAGGCAGCACAGGCGCGCCCCGAACGCCGUCCUGCCGUCCACGCAGGGUGGGGGGAUCCCACUCGGGCCGCGGGCAAGGACGUGUCCCUCGACGUCCACGAUGACCGCGCGCUGCUGGCGCUGCAGGGCCCCGCCGCGUCCAAGGUGCUGCAGGGUUUGACCGCGUUUGACCUGUCAAAGUUCUACUUUGGAAACUUCGCGCGGUUCGAGGUUGCGGGCGCGCCUUGCUGGGUGACGCGCACGGGGUACACUGGAGAGGAUGGGUUUGAGAUCAGCGUGCCCAACACGCACGUUCAGCAGCUGGCUGACAAGCUCGUGGCCAAUGAGGAGGUCCGCCUGGCGGGGCUGGGCCCCCGCGACAGCCUGCGGCUGGAGGCGGGGCUGUGCCUGUAUGGCAACGACCUCAACGAGGACAUCACACCCAUCGAGGCCGGCCUGGCCUGGACUGUGGCCAAGCGGCGGCGCGAGGCCUUUGACUUUUUGGGCGGCCAGGUCAUCAAGCAGCAGCUCGCCGACGGCGUCGCGCAGCGCCGCGUCGGCUUCGUCAGCAGCGGCGCGCCCGCGCGGCAGCACAGCGAGAUCACCACGCCCGACGGCACGCGGGUGGGCGAGGUGACCAGCGGCGCCUUCAGCCCCUGCCUCAAGAAGAACGUGGCCAUGGGCUAUGUCGACAAGGCGUACGCUAAGGCCGGCACCGAGCUCAACCUGGUGGUGCGCGGCAAGGCCCAGAAGGCCGUUGUCACCAAGAUGCCCUUUGUCCCCACCACCUACUUCAAGGGAUGA